AGCGCAGAUUUGAGCUGUUCGGAGCGCGCGCGCAUCCGGAGACACGCAGCCGAGCAAAAGUUUGAAACCUGCUUGAAAUGAUAUUCGACCUUCCACACAGAUACCGAUACUAAACACUCCACUGGUCCAGGGAGAAGACCAGAGGGCAAGAACCAGUCUGGACUGAAGAGCAACACACUGUUCUGCUGUCCCCUACCAUUUGACAUUUGACAUUUACAUUUAGCAGACGCUCUUAUCCAGAGCGACUUACAGUAAGUACAGGGACAUUCCCCCGAGGCAAGUAGGGUGAAGUGCCUUGCCCAAGGACACAACGUCAUUUUGGCACAGCCGGGAAUUGAACUGGCAACCUUCAGAUUACGAGCCCGAUUUCCUAACCGCUCAGCCACCUGACUCCCCUACCAGACAGACAGACAGGCAGGCGGGCGGGUGAGACGCUCCAGGUCUUAUUUAUCAGCCGGCCCUGUCUUUUCCACAGUCAACACUAUUAAUCCACUGGUAUUCUGAUCGGACUGGCCGUUCACUCUGAUUUACUGUCCACGGUGCCACACACUCUCCCUGGUCUCGUCAGGUCCUCCCUGCUCUCUCCUGUGGCCUGGCUCAUUAGCAUACGACACACAGACUCCUGGGUAACGAAGUCCCAUCUGCACCACUCCGCCCCCCGCUGACACGCCUGCUGUGGUCACCAGAGCCGGCCUGUGGCCACAAGCCCUGGCUGGUGCUGGUGCUAUCUGGACACUGCACGCAGAUCUGUGUUUGUGUGUGUGUGUGUGUGACGUGGUGCGACUGGGAUAGACACACUCACCCAGUGACCAACGCCUGCAGGGCGAUCACGGAGGACUAGGGUGUGAACAGACUGCUCUGUCUGAGUCUCAGGAGUGUGUGUGUGUUGGAGUGUGUGUGUUGGUCUAACACUUUGUCAUAAGUCAUCAGAACUGGACAAUCUGGACCGGUUAUUCAGAAACUGACCUAGAUAGAUCCACUUUCUGCUGUUCGGUCUGUUACCAAGUAUUCCUGCCGCCCUCCUGCCCUGUCUCCCCCCAGACCGUCAGCCGUCCAAUCGGUGUUCAGGUUCCCCCAGCCAACUGCCCAAUCCGUGUGUGAUUCUACCAUCCUGUCACUCAGCCAUCCUAUCAGCAUACAAGUCCCUACCCAACCAUCCAAUCAGCGUGCAGGUCCUGCCGUUGGCCCCCGUGGAGGAUGAGCGAUGCCCCCACCCUGGAGUACGAGCUGCUCUCCCCGGGAACCUCCCUGCCCGGGCCCCGGGGGGCCCCCUCCCUGGGGGGGGACGCGGAGCAGCACACGGCACUGGCCUUCGUGGGGCUCCUCAUGCUGUUCCUGGUCUUCCUGCUUGUGAGGUGCUUCAGGAUCCUGCUGGACCCCUACAGCCGUAUGCCCUCCUCCUCCUGGAGCACCCACAAGGAGGGGCUGGAGAGGGGCCAGUUCGACUACGCGCUGGUGUAGGAGGGAGA
Molecule: messenger RNA, 1469 nt
Organism: Osmerus eperlanus (European smelt)
Lineage: Eukaryota; Metazoa; Chordata; Actinopteri; Osmeriformes; Osmeridae
Product: cortexin-1
Exons: 2
Coding region: 1198-1461 (87 amino acids)
Source: RefSeq, a predicted model, not a curated record